This is a messenger RNA of Oncorhynchus masou masou (cherry salmon), 2256 nucleotides long. Its product is annotated as Krueppel-like factor 6. Bases 304 to 1701 code for a protein of 465 amino acids. The transcript is spliced from 2 exons. NCBI's taxonomy places the organism in Eukaryota, Metazoa, Chordata, Actinopteri, Salmoniformes, Salmonidae. The record is from RefSeq and is a predicted model, not a curated record. Gene Ontology annotation, molecular function: DNA-binding transcription factor activity, RNA polymerase II-specific; RNA polymerase II cis-regulatory region sequence-specific DNA binding. Gene Ontology annotation, biological process: regulation of transcription by RNA polymerase II.
AAAAACUGAUACGUGGGGAGGUGAGUUGGCGGAGAAAAAAAAAUCACGUUUUUGAGUGAGAUUGUUUGAGGAACAAGUUGACUCGUUUAGCUGUUUAUUUGUUUGAUUUAAAAGCUAUUUUCUUAAGAAUUACAAACAGAGGCUAACUAGACGGCUUGCUAUCGAACCAACGUUAGCUAGCUAACACGGUGGCCAGUUAACGUUAGUUACCAAACAACAAGAACUGAAUCCCAAGGCUUCUGUUAUUUUGCAUUUGAAACUUUUUCGAACUGUUGAUAACAUAACAUCAAGCUAAUCACUAUCAUGAGUUUGACGAUGGAGACCAGUGUCUCUUUCCUCAAAUAUGAACUUGCAUCGACCAUCGAACAGGCAGUGAGGUGUGCAGUAGAAGCCGUUUUGAAGGAAACUGCUAGAGUAGUCAGUAUCAAACUGGCCGCAGCUCGGACUGCUGCUGCUGAGUCUCAUCGUGAGAACCAAAGUUUGAGAGAGAGACUUGACGUAUCAGAGGGUGAACUCAAAGCAACACGGUACUACAUAACAGCAGCCGAGAAGAACAUCAAACAGUGUUUACUUCUUAAUCACAACCAGCCUAGAUCGGGUGCUUUAGGACCUGGUUCGGAAGAGUCUCCUUUUCUCUUUCCCCCCACUGCUUCGGGGAGUCCUUCCAAUAUGCUCACGACCCGUGGCCCCAAGUCGUUUCGAGCCUCAUCCACACGAUCACAGUUUUCUAAGUCACUCCCCAGUGUCGGUCUUUGCUUACCAACAGUGCAGCAUGAAUGGCCCAGGAGCAGCGAAAACUUGAGAAGAAUACGGACAUCCUCCACUGUCUCUUCUACCAAUCCCUCACAAACAUCCAAAGUGCCACAAUUAGAGGUUGGAAACUCAUCUCAUCACAUUGAGGAGGAUACAGAGGGUCAAUUCUACAUUACAGACGAUGGGGUUGCAGAGAAAGAGUACAAAGUCCGUGCAACUGGAGGAGAGGACUCUGGAAUAAUUCAACAGGAGCAGGAGGGAGGAACAGUGGCAGCAGAGGACCCUCACAGAACUUCUAUUACCAACUUUGAGUUGGAGAUGGGCCAGAGUCACCCAGCAGGCAAUGUGAAUGACCUGGGCCUGAUCCAGGUGCUCGAUGAGGUGGAUGAAGUUAAAAGAACAGUUAAAAUUGAAAAUGACCCUGAGGUCCCAAGUAUGCUGGAGUCCCACCUCCCUGGGUCAUCACAACAACUGCCACAGAUGCCAGCUCACAUUGAUAAUGAUGGUGACAAUGAUGGUAACUUCAUGGGGUCUGUCCCACCCUCUGCAGGGGACGCUGGUCUUCUAGGGGCUUUUGAAGUCAGAAGGGAGAGCUCGGAUAAGGUGCAUCGUUGCAAUGUGUGUGGCCGGGGAUUCCGCCGCUUCUACUGCCUGAAGACACACCAGCGCAUUCACACGGGUGAGCGGCCAUAUCCCUGCAGGUAUUGCGAGAAGCGUUUCCGACACCUGGACAGUCUGCAUAAGCACCAGCGCAUCCACACUGGGGAGAGGCCCUACCGCUGUGCCCAGUGUGGCUGCUGUUUCAGGGAGCUAGGCCAGCUCAAGAAACACAGGCUGACCCACUCACCUGCUCCCACCACACCCCACCCGGUAGUGGCACUGUCUCUACUCCAAGCAGGGCCCUCCUAUACAUGGCCACACCUCCACUCACAGUCCCUGGAUUCCUAAUCAGGAUGGAUUUGGUACACACAUUCAUACAAACAUAUUUUGUAAACAUGAUAUGAUGGUACUCAUUUUGUGUGUUAAGUUCACCCUAAUCAAAGUUAAUAUUAUUUAAUUGACAAUGUACACAAGCUGAUCAUGUAACAAUCAUAUAUUGCAGGUAAGCUAGUGGUUAGUUACCCUUUCCUUUUCUGGGCCUCCCGAGUGGCGCAGCGGUCUAAGGCACUGCAUCGCGGUGCUAGAGGUGUUACUACAGACCCGGGCCACAACAGUUUGGCAUCGAGGGUUGAUUUUCAUUAACUACACACCUGGUAAAAUGGAAAUGCAGAACACUUUGGCUGAGUUGAUAGCACAAUACAGAAAUUAAUAGUGUAUUUCAGUUGGUAUUACAUGCAGAUCUUUAUCAACAGUUUAACACUAUAAUUAUAAAGCCAAAACUGAAGGGAAAAUAUGUAUUUAAAGUGAUGCUUCUGUUGUAUAUUGUUUGCAUUAGCCUGUUCAUUUUGAACAGCAAUGAAUUUAUGUUGUACGUUUUUGAUUUACCUAAAAAAGUCACAUUUU